AUGAGUCUGGAGUCAUUGUUUGAGCACAUCAUCUUCACUGAGCACCAGGCGGAGGAGAGCCGCAGGGCGCUGCGGGAAGUGAGGUCAGAAAUUACCAGAUGUCGUGGGAGGAUUAAGAAAGCGACAGAGGAUCUCAAUGAAGAGAAAGUCAAGUUGGAAUCCAAGGUUCAGCAGUUUUCUGAAAAAUCAUUCCUCUUAGAGCUUUUGAAAACCCAUGAAAAUGCGUUAGAGAGACAGCACAGUGAAAUUACAAACCAAAGGGAUACGCUGCUCCAAGCCUUCGAGGCCACAAAGAAAAAAGCAGCAGAGGAAGAGGAAAAGUUUAUUAAAGAAAUUACAGACUUCAAUGAUGAGUAUGAAAUAACUAAGAAAAAAGAUAUUUUGAUGAAAGAAAAUAUCAAGAUGGAAAUUGCUGACUUGGAAAAGCAGGCAAAUGUUUUGAGAGGAGAAAUGAAGUCAAUGGAGUGGAACAGUGGCCAGUUACAGGAACUUCAAAUACAAAAGCGUCGACUGCUACAAGAAUUAUUUACUGUCCAGAAAAAACUUAAAGUUCUUAAAGAUGAAGAGACUGAAGUCAUUUAUACCACCAAAUACCUAGAGGCAGAAAAAUUAAAAGUCAAAGAAAAGCCUCAACAUGAUGCUGAAUGCUUGAGAAGACUGAAACAGGAGCUGGAUCUCUACAGCGAAGAUGAGAUGGAAAGCAAGUGCAAAGCACUCCAGACAGAAAUAGAGUUUCUGGAGUCGAUAUUCAGAUCAACGCUCUGUAUGCAGGACACUGUGAACCAGCACUGCCCAGAUCCUGAAAUGGACCCCAGAUAUAGCUGUAUUCAUCUAACAGAGCCUGGCGUGCCUGUAGCAGCAGAUUUGGACCACAUCAUCGCCCUACAGGGUGAAUCUCUGCCAAUCUCCUGGUUCCCUUCCUCCAACACAGAUCCUGAUGUCUGCAUAGCAAGGGACCUUACCCACUAA
Microtus oregoni (creeping vole) is the source of this 969-nucleotide messenger RNA. RefSeq names its product coiled-coil domain containing 172 (gene Ccdc172). Gene Ontology annotation, cellular component: cytoplasm. The coding region runs from base 1 to 969 and encodes 322 amino acids. Lineage: Eukaryota; Metazoa; Chordata; Mammalia; Rodentia; Cricetidae. The transcript is spliced from 10 exons. The record is from RefSeq and is a predicted model, not a curated record.